UUCGGGAACGUUGUGCCGCUCAGAUAAAAGAAAUGGCUCGUACUAAGCAGACUGCACGCAAGUCUACUGGUGGUAAGGCUCCCCGGAAACAACUGGCGACUAAAGCAGCUCGUAAGAGUGCGCCUGCUACGGGUGGAGUGAAGAAGCCUCAUCGUUAUAGGCCUGGAACUGUGGCUCUUCGAGAAAUUCGUCGCUAUCAAAAGAGCACCGAAUUGCUGAUUCGCAAACUGCCAUUCCAACGUCUCGUCCGUGAGAUUGCUCAAGACUUCAAAACUGAUCUUCGUUUCCAAAGCUCGGCUGUUAUGGCAUUGCAGGAGGCUAGCGAGGCUUAUCUUGUUGGUCUAUUCGAAGACACGAAUCUCUGCGCUAUUCACGCCAAGCGGGUUACCAUCAUGCCCAAGGACAUCCAACUGGCGCGUCGUAUUCGUGGAGAGCGUGCUUAAUUACAAAAAUAUAUGUAUCGGCCCUUUUUAGGGCCACCACUUUUUUUUGUACGAUGGAUUGUCUC
This is a messenger RNA of Trachymyrmex septentrionalis, 508 nucleotides long. Its product is annotated as histone H3. The transcript has a single exon. The coding region runs from base 33 to 443 and encodes 136 amino acids. NCBI's taxonomy places the organism in Eukaryota, Metazoa, Arthropoda, Insecta, Hymenoptera, Formicidae. Gene Ontology annotation, cellular component: nucleosome. Gene Ontology annotation, molecular function: DNA binding; structural constituent of chromatin; protein heterodimerization activity. The record is from RefSeq and is a predicted model, not a curated record.